AUGACACUAGUCAACAAUCCUGGGCCGAUUAGAACACUAGUCAACACUAUUCAACAGUACAAACACAGGGGCAUAUCAUCAAACACCUUUUAUAAUGACCCACCGCUCUUGGCCAGCCUCGGAGAGCUUCUCUUUCCAGUGGCCACCGCAGCCCCAAUCCUUCUCACUCCCUUGACCAAUUUCUUCUUUUUCUUCGUUUUCCUCUCAACAGCACCCGCGCCCACUUCAACCCUUUUACUCCUCGUCCUCCCCGCCACAGCACCACCAGCUUCGCCGCCACUGGCGGCGCCAAUCCCGCUCUCCCUUGCAACCCUCUCGAAAUCAUCCCCCAAUUUCCUCACCGGUCCCCUCUUCGCCGGCGGAACAUCCACCUCCUCGUCAUCCUCCUCAUCAAUCAACCCAACAACCCUGCGUCGCUUGAGAGCCACUGGAGGCGGCGGUGGAGACGGAGACGGAGAAUUUCUCACCCUGGAGGUGCCGCCUUUCUUACCGGAUUUGACAGCGGGCGAAUCUCCGGCGGAUUUUUUGGAGAUCUGCUCCCGCUGGGUUCGGAGCCUCUCGACCUUGCCCUCGAUCCGACCUUGGAGGCGGUGGCGCUUGAAGCUUAGGCCGCCCAUGGACCAAUGGGCAUCCAUCGCCCAGGACAUGAGUGGGUCCAGGACCAGGGGCGGCGGGUCGACCCGCUCGGGGUUUAAUUUGACGUCGGUGUAG
Molecule: messenger RNA, 711 nt
Organism: Striga asiatica
Lineage: Eukaryota; Viridiplantae; Streptophyta; Magnoliopsida; Lamiales; Orobanchaceae
Source: the annotation of a GenBank genome assembly